Molecule: messenger RNA, 933 nt
Organism: Ochotona curzoniae (black-lipped pika)
Lineage: Eukaryota; Metazoa; Chordata; Mammalia; Lagomorpha; Ochotonidae
Product: olfactory receptor 147-like
Exons: 1
Coding region: 1-933 (310 amino acids)
Biological process (GO): sensory perception of smell; G protein-coupled receptor signaling pathway
Cellular component (GO): membrane
Molecular function (GO): odorant binding; olfactory receptor activity; G protein-coupled receptor activity
Source: RefSeq, a predicted model, not a curated record
AUGGCACUUGGAAAUAGCUCUUUUGUGACUGAGUUCAUUCUAAUGGGGUUAACAGACCGGCCAGACCUCCAGCUUCCCCUUUUCUUCCUAUUUCUUGUCAUUUAUGUAAUCACUGUGUUUGGAAAUUUGAGCCUGAUAACUUUAAUUGGAUUAAAUCCACAACUCCACACCCCCAUGUAUUUUUUCCUUUUUAACUUGUCUUUGAUAGACCUCUGUUAUUCUUCUGUGUUUACACCCAAAAUGCUAUUAAACUUCACAUCAGAGAAGAAUAUCAUAUCCUACAUGGGGUGCAUGACCCAGUUAUACUUUUACUCUUUUUUUGUAAUUUCUGAAUGCUAUUUACUGAUGUCAAUGGCUUAUGAUCGCUAUGUGGCCAUCUGUAAUCCACUUCUGUACAAUGUAGUCAUGUCACCAAGAGUGUGUUCCAACCUCGUGCUUGGUUCCUACUUCAUGGCCUUUUCAGGUGCAAUGGCUCAUACUGGCUGCAUGCUGAGACUGACCUUCUGUGAUGCAAACGCCAUCAACCACUAUUUCUGUGACCUCCUCCCGGUGAUGCAGCUCUCCUGCACCAGCACAUAUGUCAAUGAAGUGGAGGUUUUCAUUGUGGUGGGCAUCAACAUCGUUGUGCCUAGCGUCACCAUCUUCAUAUCUUACGGUUUCAUUCUGUCCAGCAUCUUUCAGAUCAACUCCACUGAGGGCCGGUCCAAAGCUUUCAGCACCUGCAGUUCACAUGUAAUUGCUGUUUCUCUUUUCUUUGGAUCUGGUGCAUUUAUGUAUCUUAAGCCAUCUUCUGCUGGGACCAUGGAUGAGGGUAAAAUCUCCUCUGUGUUUUACACCAAUGUGGUUCCCAUGAUGAAUCCCUUAAUCUACAGUCUGAGGAACAAAGACGUUCAGCUUGCACUGAGAAAAACCCUGAGUAGAAGAAUAAUUUGA